CAUGCCAAAAUAGAUUCGCGCGGGAAAGUGGUGAGGUUGGCAGCUUUGACAGCUUUUCAUUUCCGCCGUUUUCGAAGACGAAAGGUGACGGUUACGGGCGGCUGAAGUAGUGCUGAAAGAACAGGUCCUUUGUGUGUGAUCGGACGGGACUCGUGCUUAAUCUGAGUAAGUUCUAGUGCGCUUGGAACACGGAACCACGGAAAUUUAUUGUACUCUCCAAGAUUCCCGUUGCAUUUCGAUAAAAAUGUACAGCAACUCUUACAACUAUCCUCCGGACAGCGGGAGCUCUCAACCCGGCCGCGGUAAAGUCGGGGGUGCUGGCCAUACGGGCGGUAAUGAAAACCAGUUCGCCGGCUCAGUGUACGGCCAUGGCUCGUCCCAGAAUCCAGCGGGGCAGACCUACUACCCUCAACAGGAGAUGUCGCGGCGGCCUCUGCAAACCAUGCAAGUUCAGAAUAGCCAGCAGAUGAGGCCACAGCAUCAGAUGUACCACGGCCCCUCCCAGCCGCUAAUGUACUCCUCCCAGCCCAUGGACAUGUACACCCCUCAUGACUUCGAGCGCCCCCACGGCUUCGGCCGAGGCUACAGCGAGCCCACGGACUUUCCUCCGAGCCAGCCGUACCGCCAGCCCGGCCAGCUCGGCCAGCAGGGAUUCGGGGACGUGGACAUGAGGUUUCCAGGCCCGGCCGCGCGCCGCUUCCAAGGGCACGAGCUGCAGGCCUACCCCCAGGCUUGCCCCCAGGCUUGCCCCCAGGACCCCCCGAUGCUCAGCAGGCCUCUCUACCCGGUCGGCGACAUGCCGGUCGCAGGAGCAGGGUACGCAGGAGUCCCAGCAGCCGACAGGAUGUACUGCGACACCCCCCCGUCCGGCUACUCUGGCUUCACGCCAUCGCAGACGUCGGUUCGUCCCCAGAGCACACCGAUCACGGCCAGCGGCGCCGCCCCGGCGACCAACUCGAUGUGCACCUCCACAUCGACGGGCCGCGGCUACCCCCGCGCCUCGGAGACCGCCAGCACGGCCAACCCCCAGCCGCCCCAGCAGGCGCCGCGACAGCCGGGCCAGCAGCGCCAGCAGCGCCACGUGGCCGCCGAGGUGGUGCCGGCGGUGCCAGUGUGGACGCGGCCCACGCCGAAGGUGGUGAAGGACGAGCCCAACGCGCCUCGCGGCGGCCCUGGGGGCAGCAGAGUAGUGCCUCUUGCCUCGGUGGUGAAGGCCUCCACCCUGAGCCAGCCCGCGGCCGCUUCGCAGUCGCCGCAGUCCAGCAGCAGCAGACCCAUGCCGUCCUCGGCGGCCGACAAGCCUCGCCAGCCUCGCCAGUCCGGAAGGGCCACUCCCAACAUCGACCUUGGAGUCCGGAUCAUCACGGGCACCGUGGAGAACAUCCUGGACUGGGGCCGCAAGCUGAGCGAAGAGGCCGCCCCAACAUCCUGUUCGAGAUCGUGGGCUCGCUGGACUCGGUGGCGCGCGGCCAGUGGUACAGCUCUCAGAUGAUCUGCCUCCGGGGCUUGGACAACAGAGCCGCCACUGUCUCGUCCGUCUUUUGGGAGAUCGACCGGCCGCUCUCGCCGCCGCCCGUGGGGUCCGUUGUCGUGUGCGACUGCCUCGUGGGGCCCAAACUCACCCAGAGGCAGAAGCUCGAGAUGGUGCCGUCGAAGCGCUUGCCCAGGAUGCAGGUGCUCAAGAUGCGCGCCAUCAGCGCCGGCCAGGUGGCGCACUACCGGCGCAUCGCGUACGUCAGCAGCCACGC
Molecule: messenger RNA, 1748 nt
Organism: Thrips palmi
Lineage: Eukaryota; Metazoa; Arthropoda; Insecta; Thysanoptera; Thripidae
Product: extensin-like
Exons: 9
Coding region: 245-1492 (415 amino acids)
Source: RefSeq, a predicted model, not a curated record